Messenger RNA from Rhodofomes roseus, 1704 nucleotides. RefSeq lists its product as uncharacterized. Gene Ontology annotation, molecular function: Hsp90 protein binding. Lineage: Eukaryota; Fungi; Basidiomycota; Agaricomycetes; Polyporales; Fomitopsidaceae. Bases 1 to 1704 code for a protein of 567 amino acids. The record is from RefSeq and is a predicted model, not a curated record. The transcript is spliced from 3 exons.
AUGUUCCGCGCCGGACAGUUGGACGAUGCAUUGGCAUUGUUUGCGGAGGCACUCACUCUCGAGCCGGACGAGUACACCCUGUAUGACUCUUGUGCGGCGGUCAAGGAGAAACUUGGCAAGACAAGGGAUGCGCUCCGAGACUCGAAGAGAGUCAUCGACCUCGCGCCCCAGCGAUGGCAGGGCUACGCUCGCUCUGCACGCCUGUUCUUCAAAAUCAGAAAGUACGACAACGCUCUCCAUAUGCUUAAACUUGCCCUAGAACGCGUGGGCGCGGAUGACCGCAAGAGGCGUGGGGAACUAGAGGCACUGCGAAGUCAGAUACUUGAUGCGGUCGAUGAGCAGCGCGAGCGUGUCUCGAGGACUUCGUACCACUUUGGGAAGCUUCCCUUGGAGCUUGCAUCGGACAUCUUCGCUUCCGCAUUGGCGGAGGAUCACGCCCGAGUCGUCGUACUUGCGCAGGUCUGCAAGAACUGGCGACUGACCAUCACCAAUACCCCUCGCUUGUGGAACGACGUUGUUCUCUCGAAACAGAACCCAGUCAAGAAAGCGAAGGUGUGGAGAACCCGGUCGAGGGGGAGGAUAGUCCACCUAACCCUCCGGGAGAGCCUGAAGGGGACGCCGUGGGCCCUCGACGAGCUGCAGGACCUUUCUCUGGAGUCACUGCGCACUCUACGUCUUGCGGACUUCCCGAUCAGCGCAGUCCGGAAGCGUUUGCCGAACCUCACUAGUGACAUCCUCCGCAAACUGGACGUCCUAGAAGUCGACAACCGCACAGAGGCGCGCCCUGUAUCAUGGCUUUGGACAGACCCCACCAUGGCAACACGUUCCCUCUCUGUCUAUUUCACCGUAUUCGACUGGGCCUCCCUUAUCGCAUACUUCCCCAACCUCGAACACUUCGCUUUCAAAGGCCCCCUAGUCGAUAUCCCGCUCAGCGCCAUUUCGGACUUCUUACGCGCACAUACACGUCUGCGUUCGUUGACCUUGAGUAUCAUGGACUUCGUCUACCAUCGCGCUCCCGACCGCGGGCAACCACCGGUGCAUCUCCCUCACCUGGAGCGACUCGAGAUCGAAUUCCACGAUUUCGCCAUGAGCUUCAUGUUCCCCUUACUCCAGCUAUCAACUCUGCAGUCCCUGACCAUCUCCCGGGGUGUGCAUUCAAUCGACACGUCGCUGCAGCACUUGAUCGCCAGUGGUGCUGGGAAGAGCCUGCGAGAGCUCAGGAUAACCCUAUGCGCUGUCUCGGCGGGCUGUGUCAUCGACUUGCUCCGCCAAGCGGAGGGGCUCGAGGUGCUGGAGCUAACGUACCUCGGGGGCAACCAGGCGAAUGCAGUCUUGCAUGCUCUAUCUCAGCCGCCGAAGCCUGCUCCCGCAGGCGAUGACGGAGAAAACGGUGGGCAGGAUCGUGCAAGCGCGCCCUCGCUGUUGUGUCCGUCGCUCAGACACGUCAACUUCUCCCACUGUCCCGACGUCAAGAGCGGACCACUCAUGGAACUGGUGAAGGCCCGGCUGCCCAGUACCACCGACGACGAUACGACGGACGUCGCGCCAACGCAAUCCGAAUGUUUACAACAGGCGCAAAUAAAUACCCUCAUUGUGGACGGGUGUCCGUCCGUAGAGACGGACAUCCUACCGUGGCUACGAAGCAAGGUGCGCUUCGUCAGUUGCGUGUAUCUGUCGAAGAAAGACGCCAAACGGCGAAGGUGA